GAUACAUGUCGAUACGCGCGGCUGCUCGCCUAUGCAGGCUGCAGACGAAGCGGAGAGAUGCGACCGGAGCGAAGCUUUCGCACAGUCAGCGUGGUACUAUUCUUGCGUGUAUUGAGGUCUUUGUCUUGUUCUUGUUGCUCUCUGUGCUCCCUUCCAUUACUGGUGCAGCUGUCGGUAACGGGCAGCCUCUGACGCCGAUCAGCACAAGCUUCGUGGCCGCCAAAUGUCCACUAAACCCCUAAGCGCAGGUAUAGACGCAUAUUAGGGAAGGGAGGGGCCUGUCAAUCGUCGGUUUAGCGGGGUCGGCGAGAAUUGUUCGAGAUGGUUGCAUUCCUGCACACUGUUGCGAUUUCAACUGUUCACUUCCUGAUCUAAAUUCUUCAUUGUCGCAGCUUAUUCUAGUCAGUCCAGGACCACACUGAAAUUAGCACGAGCAGUCUUUUGAUCGACUAUGGCGCCAAUAGCUCUUGACGAACCGCAUACCAAUGGCCACGCCAACGGCACCUUGAACGCCAAAGCUGCAUCUUUCACACCAAGCUCACAGACCUCCACAUACCAUGCCGUCUCUUCACAAUCAGCCAUCGAUGCAGAAGCAAGCUACGCCGCGCACAACUACCACCCAUUACCAAUAGUCUUUGCCAGAGCCUCUGGCUGCUCAGUCUGGGAUCCAGAAGGCAAACACUAUCUUGAUUUUCUGUCCGCAUACUCGGCCGUUAACCAAGGCCACUGUCACCCGAAACUCAUACAAGCUUUAACUGAGCAGGCGAGCCGCUUGACGCUGAGUAGCAGAGCAUUCUACAACGAUGUCUUUCCUAAGUUCGCCGAGAAGAUUACAAAGAUGACGGGGUUCGACAUGGUGCUACCGAUGAACACUGGCGCAGAGGCGGUAGAAACGGGCGUGAAAAUUGCGCGGAAGUGGGGCUAUAAGGUCAAGGGCAUACCGAAGGACAAGGCUCUCGUGUUCAGCGUCCAGGAGAACUUUCACGGCCGGACAUUUGCCGCCAUUACCAUGUCGACGGACCCGGAAAGCAGAGAUAACUACGGACCCUACCUACCUAACGUUGGUGCAGUGUGCCCAGCCACGAAGAAGCCAAUACCGUACAACGACAUCAGCGCGGUGGAGGCAGCUUUCGAGGCUCACGGCAAGGAGACCGCAGGCUUUCUGGUAGAGCCAAUCCAGGGUGAGGCUGGCAUUGUUGUGCCAGAUGAGGAUUACCUUCGAAGAAUACGCGAGCUGUGCGACAGGCACAACGUCCUCAUGAUAUGUGACGAGAUUCAAACCGGCAUUGCAAGAACCGGUCGGUUACUAUGUCACGAGUGGAGCGGUAUCAAACCAGACCUUGUGCUACUAGGCAAGGCAAUCAGUGGUGGCAUGUACCCAGUAUCGUGCGUACUAGGCAGGAGAGAUGUCAUGCUCACGAUUGAACCCGGCACUCACGGUUCCACAUACGGCGGGAACCCACUCGGCAGCGCUGUCGCAAUCAAGGCACUCGAGAUUGUAGAGGAGGAGCGCCUCGUCGAACGCGCGGAAAGUCUGGGAGAGCAGUUCCGGCAAGGACUGCGAGACAUUCAGAGCAAGGACCCACUCAUUAAGACCAUUCGCGGCAAAGGUCUGUUGAAUGCAAUCGUGAUAGAUGAGAGCAAGGCAAACGGUCAUAGUGCGUGGGACCUCUGCAUGUUGAUGAAGACGAAAGGACUUUUGGUAGGCCGAGCCCUCAAGAUAGCACAUGUCAAAUCCUCCGGAGCGAGCAAUGGAUCCUCCGGAGAGGCGACCGCGAGCUCCCUUCUGGAUCAAGGCGCUAACAGCGCUUCUUCGCAGGCCAAACCUACCCAUCAGAAUAUUAUCCGGCUAGCGCCUCCGCUUGUCAUCACGGAGGAACAGAUCAAGACUGCCUUGCGGAUUAUCGAAGAGUCGGUCGUGGAGCUGCCGAACCUGAAGGGUAAGGCGGAGAAGGAGGUGUUACCAGAGGGCGAAAAGAAUGUGCAUAUUGGCCUUGAGAAUUGAAAGCUCAACGCUUUGUAUUGUAUCUAAGUUUGUGGGUGACUCCGUCAUUAGGCGGCGCAGUGCUUGAUAGCGUUCAACUAAGCAUAAAUCAAAUGGCAAUAUGUGUAAAGUUGCAUACUGAGGUCAGC
This is a messenger RNA of Baudoinia panamericana UAMH 10762, 2133 nucleotides long. RefSeq lists its product as uncharacterized. The record is from RefSeq and is a predicted model, not a curated record. Gene Ontology annotation, molecular function: identical protein binding; L-ornithine transaminase activity; pyridoxal phosphate binding. The coding region runs from base 452 to 2005 and encodes 517 amino acids. The transcript has a single exon. Gene Ontology annotation, cellular component: cytoplasm. NCBI's taxonomy places the organism in Eukaryota, Fungi, Ascomycota, Dothideomycetes, Mycosphaerellales, Teratosphaeriaceae.